AUGCACAGACGACAAGAAAAACCUUGUCGCGUUUGCACUGCCACCGAACGAACCAGCUACCAUUUUGGUGCUCAUACCUGUAUGGCUUGUGCCUCGUUUUUCCGGCGAACCGUUUCUUUUGGAAUCCGAUUUUUGUGUAAAGCCAAUAAUGCUUGUGUGGUUACUCCAGAUAUUAAGUUUAUCUGCCGAUCCUGCCGGUACAGCAAUUGUAUCAAAGCUGGGAUGAGAAGAGAACAAGUGCAGCAGAAAAAAGACAAGACAAAAAUGCCGAAGUACAUUUUGGAGUCGCGGCAACAUGGAGUUCAAGAAAUCGUAAGAGUGUCUAAAGAACAUGAGACUUCAAAAGAGGGAACGUCGAAAUCUGAGGAGCACAAUGAACACGAGUUCAAUAAAAUGCUCAAUGCAAAGCACGAUGACGUUCUACAGUACUAUGUGAAGCAAGUUGGAAGAGCCAUUGCCACCAGAAAGAGAUUCGAUGUACCAGAGGACCAAUACCAACAAUUCCUAAUCUCCAAAAGAAUAAACGACGAGCUGGCGCAAGAAAUCUGCGAAACCUGUCCAGGAACCGAUCUUCUGGAACAAGCUGACCUCAAUGUGCUUUUCCGAUAUUGCUCAUUCGCUAACCUCUGGAUGGAUUCUGCAUGGACUACUGUAGUAAAUCCAAACGACAUUAGCGGCGGAGAUACGGCGGCGGCUACAAUGUCACAAUUCCUUGAAUACGAAAAUGGGCACGAAAAGAGACAAAGUGACACCACAGAUGCAUCGAGACUCAUCUCGAAUUUCAAUCUUCACUUCCAAUCCAAAAUUGGCAAGGAAUUAUCACGUCUUCAACUUGACGCCUUCGAGUAUGCUGCUCUCAAAUCCUUCUGUAUCUGGAAAUUGGCCUACUUAGAUUCUACUCUCACAUUGAAAAUUGUGGCUCAAGAGCAAUAUUGCUCGGUGACAAGUGCACUCCGAAGUUAUUAUAUUAUUGAGAAAGAUAUGGAUGGGAGUGAGACUGCGAUCAGACUUGCCGAUGUUACAAUUAUCCUUGGAAGUGUGUCUGAGGUCUAUCACGACACUGUCAAAAUGUAUCAAUCUCUUGGUAUCGAAUUUUGA
This is a messenger RNA of Caenorhabditis briggsae, 1098 nucleotides long. The coding region runs from base 1 to 1098 and encodes 365 amino acids. Lineage: Eukaryota; Metazoa; Nematoda; Chromadorea; Rhabditida; Rhabditidae. The transcript is spliced from 10 exons. The record is from RefSeq and is a predicted model, not a curated record. Gene Ontology annotation, molecular function: DNA-binding transcription factor activity; sequence-specific DNA binding; zinc ion binding. Gene Ontology annotation, biological process: regulation of DNA-templated transcription.